UGCGGCUACAUGUUUUUUUUUAGCCUUUUUUCCUGCUUUUUGUCUUUUAGCACACGUUUAAAUUUAAUGUGAAGCUUUGUAAUACAUCUCAAAGCCAUUUCUUUCAUUAUAGCAUCGCUUGCGAAUGUCGUGAAUAAUUUCCGUUAUGGAUGUGAUAUUUAUGGAAAGCAACCGAACAGUUUGAAAGUGAGAAGAUGUGAAGAGCCUUUUACAAGCGUAUUUUCUACAACAAAAGGGAAUCGAAGGUGCAUUACUGACAGGAGACUGCUGGCAGAAGACGCAUUCCUUCAGUAGCGAGAGGCAGCUGUAGUGGAUGCAGCGGAAAGGAGCGAUGCUCGAAUCAGUGACAACCGCAGUGGGGCCACACUGAGGAAAGACCAAGUUAUACCCUAUACCCAGGGAUCGAGAUAGAUUUGAGGGUCUGGAAACGGAGAAAAGGAAGGAAAGCUACGCCUUUGGGAGAGCAGUUGGAUGUCUACUCAAUUAAAUUAACUCCUGCGGAGCUCCAUCUUUGACCUGCAGGAUGACAGUCGUGGCUGGGGACAACAUGGACGAGACCUCUGCCGUGCCGGGGCAUCCGCAGGACACAUACCCCCCUGACCACGACGAUCACGAAUGCUGUGAACGGGUGGUCAUCAACAUAGCCGGGCUGCGCUUUGAGACCCAGCUCAAAACUCUUGCCCAGUUUCCAGAGACUCUGUUAGGUAACCCAAAGAAGCGAAUGCGGUAUUUCGAUCCCUUGAGAAACGAGUACUUCUUCGACAGAAAUCGUCCAAGCUUUGAUGCCAUCCUCUACUACUAUCAGUCUGGGGGAAGACUGAGAAGGCCUGCAAACGUCCCGUUGGAUAUGUUCUCAGAAGAAAUUAAGUUCUAUGAACUUGGGGUCGAGGCGAUGGAGAAGUUUCGUGAAGAUGAGGGCUUCAUUCGCGAGGAAGAGCGGCCUUUACCGGAGCGUGAGUUUCAACGGCAAAUCUGGCUUCUGUUCGAGCAUCCUGAAAGCUCGGGGGGCGCCAGAGGAAUUGCUAUUGUGUCCGUUAUGGUCAUUUUAAUUUCCAUUGUCAUUUUCUGUUUGGAGACAUUACCUGAACUGAAAGAGGACCCUGGGGGGCGAAUGCACACUAUAGGCAACACCACCUUCUACUACAAACCAAACAUCUUGACCGAUCCCUUCUUCAUCAUAGAGACCCUCUGCAUCAUCUGGUUCUCAUUCGAACUGAUAGUGCGCUUUUUUGCUUGCCCGAGCAAAGCAGCCUUCUUUAAGAACAUGAUGAACACCAUAGACAUUGUAGCCAUCAUUCCCUACUUCAUCACGCUGGGUACAGAGUUAGCAGAGGAAAAGGACGGAAAGGAGGCAAAGGGAGAGCAGGCAACAUCACUGGCCAUCCUCAGGGUGAUCCGUCUGGUCAGGGUGUUCAGGAUCUUUAAGCUGUCCAGACACUCCAAAGGCCUUCAGAUUUUGGGACAGACCCUGAAAGCCAGUAUGCGAGAGCUUGGAUUGCUUAUUUUCUUCCUCUUCAUUGGUGUCAUAUUGUUCUCCAGUGCUGUGUAUUUCGCAGAGGCAGAGGAAAAAGAGUCCUACUUCACCAGCAUCCCAGAUGCGUUCUGGUGGGCGGUUGUGUCGAUGACCACCGUAGGCUAUGGGGACAUGGUGCCGGUGACUAUAGGGGGCAAGAUCGUGGGUUCCCUAUGCGCCAUCGCUGGUGUGCUGACCAUCGCCCUCCCCGUGCCUGUCAUCGUGUCCAACUUCAACUAUUUCUACCAUAGAGAAACCGAAGGAGAGGAGCAGGCCCAACUCCUCAACGUGAGCAACCCGAACAUUGCCUCUGAUUCCAACUCCAGUCGUCGCAGCUCCUCAACCGUCAGCAAGUCUGAGUACAUGGAGAUAGAUGGAGACAUAAACAACAGCAUCGACAACUUCAGAGAGGCCAACCUCAGAACUGGCAACUGCACUAUCCCUAAUCAGAACUGUGUGAACAAAAGUAAGCUGCUAACCGAUGUCUAGAGACACAGUAGAAAAUUCAGUCACAUAUAUAUGAAUGCUUACUUUACCUCCUCUCGUGAGCCCUUGCAAUGCGAAUAUCUCUACAAUGCAGACGAAAGAAAAACACUACACCAAAACAUAUAGAACAUAACUGCAGCAGAUGAGACCGAUGAUUCAGUUUAUACUUAGUCUAAUACAUUUCCAAAGAGGAUGAUUGAGGAAAAAAAGCCUCUUCGAGCACCUAGCUAACGUCCACAGGCAUUGAAGGACUCUCGAUGACGGGAUUACUUAAACAUCACGCAUGGACUGCAGACUACAUUUCAGCAAGCUGCACACUGCAUCCGGGAAAGUGCAUAAAAGACCAAGUGCAGUGUUCAGUGGACGCCUCGACCGUAGGUGGUCUUCCCCAACUGACCAGCAAAGCACCUUAUAUGAACAAGACUUAUCUUCUGCUGGGAUGCUAUGGAGGCCAAGGUCAUCGCCUCAUGGACAUCCGCAUUGCUGCUAUUUUCCAGCAGAUGCUGUAAUUUAGAUAUCACCAAGUGAUUAAAUGCCAUGCCCUUUAGAUAUAAGACAGCACAAUGCCGAAAGAGGAGCCUCAUAGUUAGCAUGUUUUGAUUAUCCUCAUUUUGAUACUGGCAUGCGUCGGACAUUACCUCAUGGUGAUAGGAAAUCCAUUCCUGUUUUGCUUUUCGUUUGCGUUCAGUUCCAUCAGCUCCCCUCUCCAUCGACCUCCUCUCAUUUGUCACCAUGAAAAGUGCACUAGUGUGUCAUGAUUUGAGAUGCUCAUCAUUUAGGUGUAUUUAAAGACUGAAUGUUUAACCUUACGGGAAACAGAAUCUUAAUGAUAUCAUAGCAUGUCAAAAGAACCUGCAUUAUGGCCUAAUCAACUAAGGUACUGUGUAUCCUAGUAUAUUUAAUGCAUGACAUCGGUAUAAUACAGCUUGUUGCAAUUGAGAUACCUCAUAAGGGUGUCGUUGUUACAAUCAGGGAAACUAGGGACGUCGAUUCCUUGACAUUUUCUGAAAUGUGACAAAAUAUAUAUGCAAGCCCCAACGCUGGGAUGCAAACUUUUCAAUCUAAAAAGUAGUCAAAGACAGAAAAAAGAACUAUCAAGAUACUAUCAAAUGCAUAUACUCAUACUAAGCGCACCUGUAAAAAAAAAUUAUAAUAAUAUAACUUUAAUAGUGCAGUGCAUGGGCAUUCUCUCUCUCUCGAGGAAAAAAAAAAAAAGAAAACUAUGGGCAAUUAUACUUCACGCUUCCAUUUUGCGAUCAAAUUUAGGAUUUACGGUAUUAAAAAUUGCUUAAUUUAUCUUAGCAGGAUGCAAAAGAGAUCAUGGCUCAUAUUAGUUGCUAGUGCCUUUGACCCUCUCAGCAACCAGACAGGUGAAAGUGCCUCUGAGUAACUGGAGUUUUAGGCAGGGCAAGGGAACAAUAUCUGCUCUAGAACUGUCAUAAUGUAUACUGAGGCUGGUCAUUACAGUGUAUCCAGAGUGCUUUUCAUUUUCAUUGUUGUUCUUUUGAACGUGACACAUGGUUGUCAGGCACAAAUGCUAACCUUUUCUGUGUUUUCAUAUGACAGCUGAGCUUGAAUAUGAAAUUGGACAUACGACUUUCACACCAUGGGACCUUUUAGAGUUUUCAAUCUGCCUUUCAUUGUGGUUUUGAUUAUGUUGUGCCAUAAUAAAGAUUCUACCUCAGUGAGGUCGCCGCACAGCUCACUGCAGAGCAGAACACGAGAGUACAUAACAGCCUGUGAAGUGUGAUGAUACGUCAGAAAUAAUACACUUAGAGUACCCCAGAAUUAGCCUUUUUUUCAAGCACUUAAAACAAACGCAACAAUGCGACUGCCCCUGACCCCUCGGAUCUGAAACGCUCCCUUGCUAAGCACAAUCAACAUUCAUUUGGUUCUGUUUUUGAUGGUUUGUUAUCACAGUGCUUUUUUUACAAGAGAGAGAUCUGGGGAGAGAAAACAGCACAGGCUUUCAUAUACCACAGGGUACAAAGUACACAACCGUUUACAUUGUUAAAAAUGAGCAAAAUCUGUCAUUUUGAAGUAAUGAUAGUCGUCUAAAAGAAAUGUUACUUAAUGUUAAAAGUCAUGCUUAGCCCAUUAAGGCUAUAUUAAGCCUGCAGGUACUGUAAAGAACAAAUUUUAAUGCAGACCUAAUUGAUGUGUACUGAUGACUUAAACAUUGAUGUGAAAUCUUGUGUUCAUGGUAAUGUGGGCCAUUCAGUGCAUAGCGCUACAUUUUUCAUUUUCACGUUCCUUGAUAAUUAAAAAACACUUUAAAAUAGCCGCGAUUAAAUGAGUCUG
This is a messenger RNA of Sinocyclocheilus rhinocerous, 4300 nucleotides long. RefSeq names its product potassium voltage-gated channel subfamily A member 1-like. The record is from RefSeq and is a predicted model, not a curated record. Gene Ontology annotation, biological process: protein homooligomerization; action potential; potassium ion transmembrane transport. Gene Ontology annotation, cellular component: neuronal cell body; juxtaparanode region of axon; paranode region of axon. Bases 524 to 2002 code for a protein of 492 amino acids. The transcript is spliced from 2 exons. NCBI's taxonomy places the organism in Eukaryota, Metazoa, Chordata, Actinopteri, Cypriniformes, Cyprinidae. Gene Ontology annotation, molecular function: delayed rectifier potassium channel activity; protein binding.